AUUUCAGUUUCCUGAAUCGAACCUAGAAUUGUAUUGAAUUCUCAUCCAUCACAAUGAGCAACAAAUUCCUGGGCACCUGGAAACUUGUCUCUAGUGAGCAUUUUGAUGAUUAUAUGAAGGCGCUGGGUGUGGGUUUAGCUACCAGAAAACUGGGAAACUUGGCCAAACCCACUGUGAUCAUCAGCAAGAAAGGGGAUACUAUAACUAUAAGAACUGAAAGUACCUUUAAAAAUACAGAGAUCUCCUUCAAGUUAGGCCAGGAAUUUGAGGAAACCACAGCUGACAAUAGGAAAACAAAGACCACUGUAACCCUGGCAAGGGGUUCACUGAAUCAAGUGCAGAAAUGGGAUGGCAAAGAGACAACAAUAAAGAGAAUCUUGAUGGAUGGAAAAAUGGUAGUGGAAUGUAAGAUGAAGGGUGUGGUCUGCACCAGGAUUUAUGAGAAAGUCUAAGAAAAUCAGCUCCUAGUUGAAAUGACUGUUGCUGAGAAACAACUGUUUCCAUUGGCAAUGUCUGACUACACUGUAGUUUGCUUGCUUUUGCUCUCAUCUAAGUUGAUCAAAUUUGCGAAGGACUAAAUUCAUAAUAAUUGAAAAUUCAGUGUUAAAAAUCUAUUGUUUCAAGUUCUAACAUUUUCACAUUAUAUGCAUUAAAGUUUAUAUAUUGGUCAGACAUAAACAGUGAAUAAUAUCAUUUAAUUACCUGUGAAAUUCUAACCUAUGUAACAUUUUGUGUAUUUGAUACACACACACAUUGUGUAUAUUUGUAAAAGGAAGUACCUGUACUGAAGAGAGUUUGCAAGUUCAAAUACUUUCAGCAGCUAGGAGAAUAGUGAGGGAGGCAUAUCAGAAAUGUAGCAACAACAGAAAGGUACUAUUUUGAAUUAAGAACUCUAAUUUUUAAUAAAAGGGCAACUUCUUUGAUAGUCAUUUAUUUUUUAAUUGAGGGGAAAUUUGUAGAGAGUGAAAUGUACAAGUAUUAAGGGUGAAAUUCACUAUGAUAAAUACAUGCGCCCAUAUAUAUCACACCCUGGCCACCUCCAUAAUGUCAGAAAGUUUUCUCAGUCCCUUCCAGUCCUAUCUCUACCAAAAGCAAGUAAUAAUUUGGUUUCUAU
Molecule: messenger RNA, 1114 nt
Organism: Condylura cristata (star-nosed mole)
Lineage: Eukaryota; Metazoa; Chordata; Mammalia; Eulipotyphla; Talpidae
Gene: PMP2
Product: peripheral myelin protein 2
Exons: 4
Coding region: 54-452 (132 amino acids)
Biological process (GO): membrane organization; fatty acid transport
Cellular component (GO): nucleus; myelin sheath; cytosol
Molecular function (GO): fatty acid binding
Source: RefSeq, a predicted model, not a curated record